GAUGGUGAGGAUUCAUCGAAGAGGGAAACCAUUAAGAAGGUGUUUGACUGUCAGCUACGGGUCAGAGCCUGACAGAGAUGAGCAACCUCCUCACUGAGGGUGCUUUUAGUUCUGUCCAAACCAGUCCCCUUCAGGUCAAAUCAUCUGCCAAACUCGGUUGAAGCCCGUCGUCACCUCGAGUUUUCUCUGAUAUCAUCCAAUCCAAUCCAUAUCGCCACUAUUCCUCUGACUAGUGCUCAUUAUGACUUACGCAUCUUCUAACACAAUUCCUCGCCGGCGGCCGUUGACCCUCACGCCUAUCAAGGUAAAGGGCCGCGGUCGCAAGCCGAAGUGGCAGCCCCCCAACCCUGCGCAGCUUCAAAGCUUGAUGGAGGAGCGCCGAAGGAAAAGAGAGGAGGAGAACGGCCACGAUAAUGUCGACGAUAUUUCAUCCAGGUCUUCCAAACGGUACAAGCAGUCCUUCCCACCGAAGUCUAGGCUCGAGUCGCUACCCCCCGAAAUGCUCUGGCCCAUAGCCGUCAGGUCACAGAACCUGCAUCUCCUGAGGGUCAGCAGGUUUCUUCGAGGUCUCUUGUCAGACAGAUCAUUCGAACUGGAAAUGGCUGUGGCGGCAUUCGGCCCAACAUGGGAUAUGUAUUUCGGCCGGCCGAGGAGCACUAUUGGUAGCCCUCCUGAACCUGAACAGUUUCCUGGGGACCCCAAAUUCCAGGGCAAUGUGCUUGCUGCGCGUCUCAUGCAUGACACGCGCUACAUGAAUGUUGAUUUCAUACUCAAAGCCCAGCAGGUCUGGUGUCGCCAAGAGCGCACAGAGAGGCACAUGGAAAAAGCGGCGUGUAUCUUGUGGAAACCGCCGACCCAGGUACAGCCAAAACAAGAGGGAUCGGAAGCCAACAAAGACCAGCGAGCUGAAGAGAAGCAAGAACUUGGAUACAGGGAGCGAGAAGUGGAGAAGAUCAGGGAGAGGUUCGACGAAGACUGGCAAGAGUUUUGCGACGCCUGCCCGUUUAACAACACAACGAAACUCGAAUAUGAGAUCGGAACGAAUACGCAGGGCCCGAAAGGCGGCUAUCUGGACCUCCACCCUUUGACACCAAUUCCCGAUCGGUUCUUGAAAGGGCCAUUUGACUUGGAAUCAGUCAAAUUACUCUUCUGGCUGGUUCGUGGAGGAGCCCGCAUAUUGCCCGAGCACAACUGGGAGGCCACCAAACACGGAUUCGAACAGAUCAUGAACGUGGAGAGUCGGCUGGGCAUCUAUGUGCUCAUCCUCUUCGACAUUCUCGGCGUGUUCCAGAAGGAGCAUUGGCCACCAUUUUUGCUCGACGAGAAAAUGAAAUGGGUCAAAGAGACAAGGCGGGUUGAGAUGUCUGCUCAAUCGUGGAAGUACCGUCUGUCCAUUCUUGCGCAUCGCAUGUUUUUGUCGCGCCAGGAACAGGAAGAGAAUUCGCGCCUGGGACGGGAUAGUUUGAAUAGUGGGAGGAGGGACAGGGGGCCGAGGAGGUGAGACU
This is a messenger RNA of Podospora pseudopauciseta, 1505 nucleotides long. RefSeq lists its product as uncharacterized. Lineage: Eukaryota; Fungi; Ascomycota; Sordariomycetes; Sordariales; Podosporaceae. The record is from RefSeq and is a predicted model, not a curated record. The coding region runs from base 242 to 1501 and encodes 419 amino acids. The transcript has 2 exons.